AUGGGCAUGAAUAGUUGUUUGUCGCUUUGUGCUCUGCUAUGGGCUGGCAAACAAUUCAGCGUGUACCUCACAUUCUGCCCACAAUCAGCCAAGAUUGGCUCGAACACCCCCAGUACCCCAGGUGAAAGAGGAGUGGACUCAAAAGUGAACGGUGGACCAGGUCCUCCUGGGGAAAAUGGAAAAGACGGGGCCCCUGGAGCUUCCGGGCUUCCGGGAGCAGAUGGACCUGUGGGACCACCUGGAGAUCGCGGUUCAGCAGGUGUAAAAGGACCAAAAGGCGAUCCUGGACCACCAGGCCCGGCAGGUGAGCCUGGUGUGGGACCAGACGGCUUGGAUGGAAUCCCAGGGACUGAUGGACUCCCAGGAGAAAUGGGAAAAAUGGGCCCCCCUGGAGUCAGAGGCAAGAGGGGUCAAGUGGGUGCGAGUGGACCCGCGGGACCUCGGGGUCCACCGGGAGUUUAUCAAGGACAAGAACUGUGCCCUAGCGCUUGUCCAGCUGGACUGUCAGGACACGCCGGAUUGCCUGGCAUGAAAGGUCACAAAGGUGUGAAGGGUGAGUCCGGAGAGCCCGGUCGACAAGGGCACAAGGGUGAAGAGGGGGAACAAGGACCACAGGGAGAAGUUGGAUCGCAAGGACUUCCAGGCCCAGGCGGAAGCAAGGGCCUGGCAGGAAUAAUGGGCUCCAAAGGCGAAAGGGGACCCCGAGGAAAGCCCGGCGACUUGGGACCACAGGGCCGCCAAGGAGCGCCGGGGGAUAUCGGCCAAAGAGGAGCCAUCGGGGAGACUGGACCUAGCGGGUUGCAGGGGGAUCAAGGUCCUUCUGGGAUCAGAGGACCACCAGGACCAAAGGGAGAAGCUGGCCUUCCUGGUCCGGAUGGUAGGGAGGGAAUACCUGGGCUUCCUGGCUCCAAGGGCCUUCCUGGCAAAAACGGGGCACCGGGCGACGCUGGACUACAAGGUCUUCCCGGGGUCCCAGGUUCUUUCGGCCAAAAAGGAGUCAGCGGUCCCAAGGGAGUCACGGGUGAUCCUGGUGUCGCGGGACUGAUGGGGUCUCCGGGAAAACAAGGCGAACGUGGUGACCAGGGUGAGGUGGGACCCGUUGGACCUCGAGGAGGACCUGGUGAACGAGGAGAACGAGGGCCUGGGGGACCAAUGGGGGCACCUGGAGGACGGGGUAUCAAAGGUGACGUGGGUCUUCCUGGACUCCCAGGACCGGCAGGUUAUCGAGGCCAGAAGGGCGACAGGGGUGCGGUGGGUCUGGAUGGUCCGAAGGGAGAGCAGGGACCUCCAGGUGCCGAAGGAUCGCCAGGGUAUCGAGGAGAUCUGGGCGAUCAAGGAGAGCCAGGCGAGAAAGGAGCGAUGGGCCCGCCGGGAGAGACUGGAAACAAAGGACCGGAAGGUGGCAGAGGACAGCAGGGCAAGGAGGGCGAACCGGGCCAAGCGGGACCGCGAGGCAUGCAGGGUGACAUGGGCAUGCCGGGGCUGCCCGGCCCUCAGGGAUCCCGGGGCAAGUCACCAACAGACACGCACAUCAAACAAGUCUGCAUGAGAGUCAUGCAAGAGCAGCUGGCCCAGCUGGCGGCUAGUCUGAGUCGACCUGAGUCGGGAGUCGCAGGAAUCCCUGGCCCCCCAGGCCCGCCCGGACCCCCGGGCCCAAGUGGUGAAAACGGUUUUCCCGGUCACACCGGAUCCCGAGGGUUGCCCGGUCUCAAGGGUCCACCUGGACUACUUGGCCGCAAAGGACCCAAAGGUGACCAAGGUGACAGAGGGGACAGAGGCCCCACAGCCCGAGGCCUCAAAGGACUCCCGGGCGCUCCUGGUCUGCCAGGCCAGCCUGGCCGGUCGGCGUUUGGCAGCGACGGGCACGAUGGCUCCCGAGGGCCUCGUGGGGCUCCUGGAAUUCCCGGUGUCCCCGGCCCACCGGGACCCCCGGGACUCGCUGGAUACUGUGAGCCGUCACAGUGCGUACUUGCUGCCGUGGUGGCGCCGGUAGUAGGGGCCAAAGACUCUGCCAUGAAGGGUCCCACCGACAUGUGA
Molecule: messenger RNA, 2037 nt
Organism: Nerophis lumbriciformis (worm pipefish)
Lineage: Eukaryota; Metazoa; Chordata; Actinopteri; Syngnathiformes; Syngnathidae
Source: RefSeq, a predicted model, not a curated record